AUGGUUUUGGAUGAGAACGACCUGAUCGAAACAGAAGUGGACCCUAAGGUCAUAGAGAUGGUGGAUCCCAAGGCACGAGAGUUGCCUAAGGCACCAGAGUGGUUAAUACGACACAAAACCAGUACCACGACGGUAUAUCACAAGACCGGGAAAACGGACCCAAAGAACCCAAGAAGAUCGGCGGCUGAAGAAAACCCAAUUGAGAAGGGGACCGACGCUAACCCCCCGGGACCAAGCAAGCCUACGAAGCAUAAGAGGCAAGCGGAAAAGGACCAAUUAGAAAUGGAACGAGCGCGAAAAACGAAGAAAAAUUGUAUAGCUGAGUACAGCGAAGACGAAGAAACGGAACGAGCGCGAAAAACGAAGAAAAAUCGAAUAGUCGAGUACAGUGAAGACGAAAGCGACGAAGAUGAGGAGAGCGAAUGGACAGUCGUGGGGCGCGCAGGCGAAGCCGAGAAAACUGCAGCGUGCGGAGCGAACGAACCGUCGGGAACGGAUAAAAACAGACACCGAAAACCGUCGGUAAUAAAAGGAAGCCAUUUGGUGAAGGUAUUGAGCUGUGGGUGGGCCAAGGACUCGAAACACCUGGUGAGUGCGGGGAGGGAUGGGAAGUUGAUGGUGUGGGACACCUACUCGGACCACAGAGUCCACUCCAUCCCCCUUAAGAGCAACUGGAUCAUGUCCUGCUGCUUCUCACAGAAAAGCGCCAGAUUCGUCGCCAGCGGAGGAAUGGACAAUGUAUGUACAGUCUAUGCUCUGCAUGCUAGAAAAGACAACGUGUACACUUCGCAGGAGUUCAGCGAGCACACUGCCUUCGUGUCCUGCUGCAGAUUCAUAGACGACACUGACGUCAUCACUGCCUCGGGGGACAGAACUGUCAUGUUGUGGGAUGUGUCCACCGGCAAGAGGAAGUCGGAGUUCACUGGCCAUAGCGAUGACAUCAUGUCCCUCUCAGUAGCGCCUGACAAGAGGACCUUCAUCACUGGGGCAUGUGACGCCACAGCCAGAUUGUGGGACAUCCGAGAUGGAUUCUGUCGGCAGAGUUUCGCGGGCAUGACGGAAAUCCACGUGAACCAAGUUGUGUAUCACCCGACCAAUCUGGCGUUUGCCUGUCUGGCCGAUAUGGAGGACGACCCGACUGCCCCGGCCGACAGCUGCAUGUGUUUGUUUGACCUCCGAUCCGACAACAAAAUAGGAGAGACACGAGCGUACAGAUAUCGCUACACGAGUAUGGACUUCACGAGGAGUGGCAGACUGGCAGUGGUGGGCACUACGGCAGACCCCGCCCUGUUCAACCCAGCCGCACAGAGCGGACCCAGCAAGAUGAUAGUCUACGAUGCUCUCAAGCUCAGCGAAAAGGAUGUUAUCUUUGCCAUAGUGCAACGCAGUUACUCGACCAAGAGGGUGGUGCCCAAGAGGGCUGCUGGGAUCGACGAUCCAAACCAGAUCCCCAAUCCGUAA
This is a messenger RNA of Symsagittifera roscoffensis, 1461 nucleotides long. RefSeq names its product guanine nucleotide-binding protein subunit beta-like. The record is from RefSeq and is a predicted model, not a curated record. NCBI's taxonomy places the organism in Eukaryota, Metazoa, Xenacoelomorpha, Acoela, Convolutidae. The transcript has 8 exons. Gene Ontology annotation, biological process: G protein-coupled receptor signaling pathway. The coding region runs from base 1 to 1461 and encodes 486 amino acids. Gene Ontology annotation, molecular function: protein binding; signaling receptor complex adaptor activity. Gene Ontology annotation, cellular component: cytoplasm; heterotrimeric G-protein complex.